Messenger RNA from Culex pipiens pallens (northern house mosquito), 1898 nucleotides. RefSeq names its product acyl-CoA Delta-9 desaturase. Gene Ontology annotation, biological process: unsaturated fatty acid biosynthetic process. The transcript is spliced from 6 exons. Gene Ontology annotation, cellular component: endoplasmic reticulum membrane. The coding region runs from base 348 to 1583 and encodes 411 amino acids. Gene Ontology annotation, molecular function: stearoyl-CoA 9-desaturase activity; iron ion binding. The record is from RefSeq and is a predicted model, not a curated record. Lineage: Eukaryota; Metazoa; Arthropoda; Insecta; Diptera; Culicidae.
UCGUUUAUUCCGGUUGACGAUUUCGUGGCGUUCGGGACCCCCUGGAACUUUAUUUCGGUGGACAAUUGAUGGUCCGAGUGUUUUUUUUUUCUGAUGGAUAAAAUUGUGGUGGAUUAGUUUUGAAACGUGGUGAAGUGCAAAAGGAUUUUAUCAAGUUCAAAGUGAAGAUCAGGAAAAAAAGGACAUUUCAGUGGAUUUUAAGCGCCUAUCAGUGUCUAGUGGGGCUAAAUUUUGAACUUGUUGUCCGAAUUAGACGAAACAAAAAAUCAAGUGCCAGUGACGAUUCAGCGAAACGUGUCACGAGGUGUGAUUGAACUUUCAAAUUAGCCGAUCUUCUCCGUUCCAAGAUGGCUCCCAACGUCCUUGGGAAUACCCUGCUGUUAGCAGAGGCAUGCAUAGAGCAGGAGGACCCAAACAACAACAGCCAGAUCAAAGCGAACAAAUCGAUCCUGAACGUCCGAACAGCCACAGCGGAUUCCGCGGCACGUGUCCAGGCCGAUGAACCCCAGAAGACUGAACAGAAGCAGUCCGCGUCCUCCUUCAGCAGCAGUUCCGCGUACCGGACGGUUCUGGUCUGGCGCAACAUUAUCGCCUUUGUCUAUCUGCAUGCCGGGUUCCUGUACGGCGUCUACCUGUCCUUCACGUCGGCCAAAGGCAGCACCACCCUGCUCGCUCUGGCGCUCGGCAUGUUUGGCGCGUUCGGAAUCACGGCCGGAGCGCACCGGCUGUGGUCACAUCGCGCGUACAAGGCCAAGUGGCCGCUGCGGGUGCUGCUGAUGCUGUCGCAGACGCUGGCCUUCCAGAACAGCAUCUACGAGUGGGUCCGGGACCACCGGGUGCACCAUAAGUUCACCGACACGGACGCCGACCCGCACAACGCCCGCCGCGGUUUCUUCUUCUCGCACAUUGGCUGGCUGAUGGUGAAGAAGCACCCGGACGUGAAGCAGAAGGGCCAAACCGUGGACAUGAGCGAUUUGGAGCAGGACCAGGUCGUGAUGUUCCAGAAGAAAUACUACUUCUUCCUGAUGCCGAUGUUCUGCUUCGUGAUCCCGACCUACAUGGCCUGUUACCUGCUGGACGAAUCCCUGACCAACUCGUGGUACGUCGUGGCCAUCUUCCGCUACGUGGCAUCGCUGAACGGCACGUGGCUGGUCAACAGUUGGGCCCAUAUCUGGGGAACGAAGCCGUACGACAAGAACAUCUCGCCCACCAACAGCACUUUUGUGGGAAUCGCGGCCGUUGGCGAGGGCUGGCACAACUACCACCACGUGUUCCCGUGGGACUACAAGACGUCCGAGCUGGGCGUGUACAGCACGAACCUGACGACGGCCGUGAUUGACUUUUUCGCGUGGAUCGGCUGGGCGUACGACCUGAAGUCCGUGUCGGACGAUUUGAUCAAGAAGCGCGUGCUGAGGACUGGGGACGGAUCGCACCAGUACAGCGAGGAGCAGCUGCGCGAAAAGAUGGUCGACUAUAUCAACAAUCUGGACCACGAAAACGAGAACGUCGUGUGGGGCUGGGACGACGUGGACAUGAAGGAUGCCGAUCGGAAGGACGCAACCGUUAGCAACAAGAUCGAUUGAGGACGCUUUGUGGUGGUGUUUGGAUUCGCUCCCUAGUUUGAUAGAUUUCCUGCGUAAGGUUCAAAGUGAAAUGUCCUUCUUGUCCUGCAUUCUUUUUUUUUGUUUGUUCUCUGCGUAAAGUUCCAGUAGAUUGUUGUUUAGUGAUUGGACAACCCCAGGCAGCACGUGGAACACAAGUAGCUCAAGCUUUUAUUUAUUUGAAAUGAUAGUUAUACCUUUUUGCGUAGCGCAAGAACUUUUAUAACUGAGAGAAUGAGAAACACACGAAUGGGUGUAGUAGUUUAUAGGAAGUAAUUAAAUAAAGAAUAAUAAAAA